AUAUAUAUCUAAUAUGUACUCGCUCAAAGUUUCUUUUUGCGUGACGUUAAUAUAAGCGGUUCCACGAAUAACUGUAAAAAUUGUUAUUACGACCCGAAUGUUUAUGUCUCAUUAUGCAGUCAGCCGAAUAGUAGUUUUAUGAUUCAAGUAACUGAAAACGAAUAUAUUUUGUUUACGGCAUCGAAUUAUUAAUCAGAUACUCAUCCGUCGAAUUUCUCUCUUAUCCUGAAACGAAAUGUAAUGUUGUCUUCGGCGAGACUUUCAUAAAAUUCAAAGGAUAUAUGUCACCUGAAUAUCCAUUAGUGAUUAGUCAAACAGUUAUCCGAAAAACUUUCUUGGAACGCUAGUGGUAUCAUUUAGAAAUCAGUAUAACGCUCUAACAUUAAUAUAAGAUCGUGGAAAAAAAACGAUUAUUUAUUAUACUCUAUCUUGUGCCGAAGAGUAUCUUUGUAAACGAUAAAAGGAAGAACAACUUCAAAUUAAAUAUAACACAUAUAGGAAUAAAUAUAAGAAUGGAUAAUAUAAUCGUGAACGUACCCAUAGAUAUUCUUCUCAAAAAAGGGAUGAACUACAUUAAGCAGAACAAAAAAUCUAUAAUUAAAAUUCCUAAUUUAACGAAACAAACAUACAACAUAAGACCUGGAAUCACAUGUUGUUUCGAAACAGAUAAUGCAAUUCUUAAAGAUAUUUCGACUCUGAAAAGGACGGAAGAUAUAAUUAUAUCUAACAUAGGACAAACAUAUACUAUACAAGCUAGCUUUGGACUUCCCACGGCUAAGAUUAAGUGUAAUUAUUAUAAGCUUACAGUUAAUGGCUUAACAGUUAGUGGCAAUGUACUCGCAACUGUUGACGGAUUAGCAAUAGCGAUAAAACUGGUUAUUACUAAUAAUGAAACAUGCUGGAUAAAUUUGGAGUACGUUAAAGUAACGGAAUUUGGCAAAAUCAAUCUAGAAACGUCUGAUUUAGCAUCACUUAAUGAUUUAAUAUCCAGCCAUUUGACUCAGUGGAUAGAAAAAGAGUGGCAAGAGAAAAUUCAAAAACAACUUCAAAAUAUCCAUAAAUAUAAAGAAUAUGGAUAUAAUACAGCUUGUACUAUUUAUCCUAACAAUCCGAACACAAUAAAUAUGAACGUACCCGUAGAUAUUCUUCUCAAAAUAGGGAUGAACUACAUUAAGCAGAAUAGAAAAUCUAUAAUUGAAAUUCCUAAUUUAACGGAAAAAACAUACUACUUAGGACUUGGAAUCACAUGUUAUUACGACGCUUAUAACGGAACCUUCGAAGAUAUUUCGACUCUGAAAAGAAUGGAAGAUAUAAUUAUAUCUGACAUAGAUAACGAAGGACAAAUGUAUACCAUAAAAGCUGGCUUUAGACUUCCUACAGCUAAACUUAAGUAUAAUUGCUAUAAGCUUACAGUGCUUGGUUUCAUCAAAAUCAGUGGUGAUGUAAUUGUAACUAUGGAUGGAUUAGCAAUAGCGGUAAAACUAUUCAUAAACAAUGAAUGUACCCAUAAUAUGUACCCAUACACAAUGGUACAGUACGUCCAAGUGACUUGUGCUCGCAAAAUCAACAUAAAAAUAACUGGUUUAGGACCACUUAAUACUUCCAUUUCCAACCUAAUCAUUCAGAAGAUUACAGAGUCGCAAGAGAAAAUUAUUAAAAAGAUUGAAGAUUACGUCAAGGAUUUUAUUACAGAACAAUUAAACAAUUAAAAUGAAUUUAUUUGUAUAAAGUAAUGAUGUUUGAAAUAUUUCCCUAAAUUAUAAUUACACAAAUCUUAUAAAUUAACACAAUAUUUCGUUAAUUCAAAUCUUCAAUCUUUCAAAUGCUUGUCGCAUAAAUCUGAAAAAAUGUAUAUAGUAUACGAAUGUAAAGUAUAAUAUUUUAUGUACAUUCAAUUUUUAUUCAAUAUA
Wasmannia auropunctata (little fire ant) is the source of this 1910-nucleotide messenger RNA. RefSeq lists its product as uncharacterized. The record is from RefSeq and is a predicted model, not a curated record. Lineage: Eukaryota; Metazoa; Arthropoda; Insecta; Hymenoptera; Formicidae. The transcript is spliced from 9 exons. The coding region runs from base 513 to 1709 and encodes 398 amino acids.